UCCCUUGUGUAGACGUCUGUUUUUAUGUGAGUAGAUCCUGCUCGGCGCUCCUCUGUUAUUAUAUAAACCAGCCCGCAGUGUGAGCACUCGACCAGUCUGUAGGGCAGCUGUGUGUGGAAACUGCUGAUCGAUCAAUCAUGUCCAAAGUUAGCUCUCCUUCGUAUCGGGAGAGUUGGGUGGACAAACUAAAUGGAAAAUGGACGCCAUUGCUGUUCCUCAUCUUAGGCCUUCUGGCAUUUCUUGGUCCCCUGUUCGUUAGUCCAAUCGAAUGUAACUUCCCAGCCCCCUUUACUGAGCAGAACGUAGCCUACGCCAAGGCUCGCUGUUACGAAGUCAAGCAUUUCAUGAGACUGUCUGAUCUGCCCCUAAAACCACGUGGUGUUUCUAAUGAAACAAUAUUUUUGAUUGCAAAUGAAGACGAGGACCAAACUGGAGAACGAACAUUGUACCAAUAUGUGUCAUUAAUUCUAAUAUUACAAGCAAUAUUUCUCCGAAUACCGUUUAUGGUGUGGAAAUUGGGAGAGAAAAGAUUAGGUAUCCAUUUCACUGUCUGCAAAUAUAACUCCGGUGAUGGCAGCAAAUUUAUGGGUAAAAGGCUGGCGAUUUAUUUACAGAAAUGGAUACAGGACCGUAAAAUAAAUAUUCUCUCCCUUGGAUCACUCACUCUUUUUCAUUGCUUUAUCAAAUUGCUCUAUUUUGUGAGCGCUUCCACACACCUUGGUAUCUUGGAUCCGUUCCUAAAACAGGAAAGAGAAAUCAGCUUUGGAUCUCAGAUCCUAGGAAACAUACGGGAAAACAAUAUCUCUCUGUAUCAGAAUUCUCCAGCCUUCCCACGACAUGCAUUUUGUGAAUAUGGAAUUGUGUAUUUGCAAAAUACCCAGAAAUAUCUGGUUCAGUGUACCUUGCCACUUAACCCCUAUCUAGAGCAGAUGAUGGCGGUGGCUUGGUGGUGGUUGAUUUUCACUGUCGCCGCCACCGUGGCGGACGGUCUCCUGUACUUCUUUGGAGCUGUGCUUCCUUUCUUCAGGCUUUGGUUUGUAAAAGCGAAUCUGAUGACAACAGAACUUGGAAAUUCAAAGCAAGCACUGUCGGAAAGAAAUAUGAAAAUGUUUGCUGACGAUACCUUGGGAGAAGACAUGGUAACCUUCCUGAAGCAAGUCCAGGAAAAUGGGAAUGGGUGCGUGGUAAUGGAAGCGGUUACAGAACUCUGGAGAAUUCAGCAUGGCGGCAGUGACACAGAACCGCAACAAGCUAGUUAUCCAUCACAUCAAUCUACGUCUGCGAUGAACCUGGAACCAAUACAGACCACACAACAACCAGAAAAUAUCCAGGGAGGUCAAAAGGCACCCCAAGGGCAGGUCUAUCUACCGCCGACCGCUCCUUCUAUUUACCCAUCAUAUGCGACCAGUGCACCGUGAAAAAACGAAGACGAAUUACCUUUAUUGGUAAUUUUUUUUUUAUCUAGCAUGUCCCCUUUAAGGAUAGAAAAACUUUCCUUUUUGAGGCAUUAUAUAAAUAUAUUUUAAGAUAAAGUUUUAUAUCAUGUACUGUUUACUAUGUACUUUAAGGACGUUCGAUCCUGUGUUU
Saccostrea cuccullata (small rock oyster) is the source of this 1587-nucleotide messenger RNA. Its product is annotated as innexin-11-like. The transcript is spliced from 3 exons. Bases 138 to 1418 code for a protein of 426 amino acids. NCBI's taxonomy places the organism in Eukaryota, Metazoa, Mollusca, Bivalvia, Ostreida, Ostreidae. Gene Ontology annotation, cellular component: plasma membrane; gap junction. The record is from RefSeq and is a predicted model, not a curated record. Gene Ontology annotation, molecular function: gap junction channel activity.